CUUCUGUUUUCUUCGAUUUUGGGAAUAGAGGGAAACGCAGAAGUUGCUGCUGCAGAGCACCGUUUAUAUUCCGAUUCUAUUGACAAUCAUCUACCCUCGCUUUUCUCCCAUUAUCUCCCCUAUGUCUCUUCUUUCUCAUUCUCCUAUCUCCUCUACUUCGUGGAAAUGGAAGGAUGUACGGUUGAGCCCUUCAUCAUUCUCGGGGCGAUGGAAAGGUAUAAGCAAAAGCAAUUGUUCUCAAUUUGGUUUUACCGGUGCUCAUUCUCAUAAAAGUGGGGUUCGAGCGUUGUUAUUCAAUCCUUUUGAAGACCCCAUUCUCAAAGAAGCUGUCAAGGAACCAGUAGCCUUCAUGGGUGGCAUUUUUGCGGGUAUCCUGAGACUAGAUCUGGAAGAAGAGCCUCUCAAGGAAUGGGUUACAAGGACUGUUGAAGCUGCUGGUAUCAGUGAAGAUGAAGUUGAUACCGAAAGGUCAAAAACUGAGGCAGCUCCUCAGCAGAUUGAGAUUGAAUAACCAUUUCUCUAUACAAUGUUUGAAGACAUUAGCAUAGCGACCUGUUUGCCUAUACUUCCAUGGAAAAAAAAAAAAUUGAAUCAAUCAGUUGUGAGUUACAACUUAUGAUCCACUUGUUACUUAUAUGACAGAGCAGCUUAGAGUCCAUCUUUCUAUUUCCUUGCUCUGCUUGGAAUCACGGAUUGUACCUCUAUUGACAUUGCUAGCUUGAUUCCAUCCUCAGGCUAACCGUUUUUUCCAAGACAAGGAUCAAAUCAAUAUACCAAAUCUGCAUAAUAA
Messenger RNA from Prosopis cineraria, 790 nucleotides. RefSeq names its product UPF0426 protein At1g28150, chloroplastic. The transcript is spliced from 3 exons. The coding region runs from base 122 to 511 and encodes 129 amino acids. The record is from RefSeq and is a predicted model, not a curated record. NCBI's taxonomy places the organism in Eukaryota, Viridiplantae, Streptophyta, Magnoliopsida, Fabales, Fabaceae.